Eremomyces bilateralis CBS 781.70 is the source of this 1260-nucleotide messenger RNA. RefSeq lists its product as uncharacterized. The transcript has 4 exons. Bases 1 to 1260 code for a protein of 419 amino acids. The record is from RefSeq and is a predicted model, not a curated record. Lineage: Eukaryota; Fungi; Ascomycota; Dothideomycetes; Eremomycetales; Eremomycetaceae.
AUGGGUUACUCAAGUACUCAGGUCAUCGCACUGGGCGCCGUUUGCGGUGCACUGCCCAUUCCUUUCGUUGCCCUGCGAUUCUACUCCCGUACUCUAACGCCGGCUGGAUUCAAAAUCGACGACUGGCUCAUCCUACCCGCCUUGGAAGCUGACAUCUUAGAGUUGCUGACUGUCGGGAUGGGAGCUGCUCUUAUAAUAGACGGCGUACUAGGAGAAUUGGGUACUCACCAGAGCAAACAAUACGGCCCGGAUAGCCAACCGGUCAUGCACGACGCCCUGAAAAUCUACGAGCAAGUGAAAUUCACCAUCCAGCUCUCCAACAUCGCCGCCGUCGGCCUGUGCAAGCUCUCCCUCCUCUUCCUCUUCCGCCGCAUCUUCUCUACCCAACCGUUCAAACGCGUCGUCGAUGUCUCCAUCGCCAUCGCCACCGCCUGGCUCCUCGGCUUCUGGCUCGCGAGCCUCUUCCAAUGCACGCCCGUCAAUACUAUCUGGACGCGCUGGGAGCGGGAGUACGCGCAAUAUUGCUUCGACGUCGUCAAGUUCUACUGGGCCAUCGGGGUCACCGACGCCGUGACCGACCUCUUGAUCAUGGUUCUGCCGAUCCCGAUGAUCUGGAAGCUGCAGAUGCCGAUCAAGCAGCGUGUUGCCGUCGGCGGCAUGUUCCUGGCGGGCUCGCUCGUCAUUGCAGCGUCGGUCGCGCGCCUCGUCAUCUUCCUGCAAGUCGGCGCGAAGAUGGAACUCUACAUCGACGACGUUACCUACCACACCACCCCCGUCUUCUACUGGUCCGCCAUCGAAGGCGCCCUCGCCUGCAUCUCCGUCUGCCUCCCCACCCUCCGCCCCGCCCUUCUCCGCCUCUUCCCCGCCCUCGUAUCCGGCUUCACCACCAACCACUCCCCCUCCCCCUCCGCCCGCUGGUCCUGGAUCGUCUCCCGCAUCGGCACCCGCCCCGCCGGCGCCCGCCCCUUCGACCCCGAGCUUGGCGACCCCGCAUUCGGGAACGUUGUCACCAUCUCCGCCGCCCAGCCGAUGUCGGAGUGUCCUGUGAAGUUUUCGAAGUCACAGGGGCGCGAGCAGCGCGGUGGCGGGCAGGAGUUGAUGUUUGGUGACGGGGGGAGGCGGGGGUCGGUGCCGGUGCGGCCGGGGGAGCUGUCGAGGGCGAUUAUGGUGAAGAUGGAGGUGUCGCAUGAGCGAGAGGGGCCGGAGUCGGAGGAUGAGAAGUCAGAUGUGUCGAGCGAGAAGGAUUUGGAGUCGCUUUGA